GGGUAAUGUUGCGUCAAACGGAAGAGGCCACUAGGAGCAACACGUACUACCUGUCAUUGCGCAUUAGCCGAUCGCGUAGCAAGUUACAGAACCUGCAAUGGCUGACGCUGAUAAGAGCCUCGCGCUGCUGGAUGUGGACAAGUUCGCGCGCUAUAGCAGCAGCACGUUCCGCGCCGACAAGUUCUACAAGACCAUCGGCUAUGGACUCGGUGCAAUGGGCCACUUGAUGGCACACGCGACGCAGCAGGAGACGGAGACGUCGAAAGGCUUCAAAGCCAUCGCCUCGAACAUUUCUAUGGCUCGUUAUGUCAUUCGCUUCACAGGCGGUUUGGAGUCGUACGCAGCUUGGAAAAACGGCUCCUGGUGCUACGGAGACGACAGCGACCACGUCAAGCGCAUCGUGAGUCUACAGGCGCUGUCUAUGCUCGUCUACUACCCACUGGAGCACACCUCCUACGUCGGCUUUGUUGCUCCGAAGUUGUUGAACGUUGACGCCAUGCAGAUCUCACGCCUGUCGUGUCGGGCGUGGGGUGUCUACAUUCUGCUGGAUGUGUAUGCCAACGCUCUCCGAAUUCGUGCGCUGACAGCCAAGGAGAAGCAGAUCAAGGAGCAGAAGGAUCUGUCGGGCGAGGAGGUGAUUGCAGCGUUUACUGUUUAUGGUUUGGACUGGAAUUGAUAUUCUCUUUGUGUUUUGUCUUACCUCCAGCGCACGACUCAGCUUGCCACCAUCCAAGCUCGUCGCCGUGAGCUCUACUUCGUGCAGUUACGUAACUUCUUCUACGCCGGACCCUGCAUCCACUGGUGUCUCGAGAAGGGCUUCCUCCCUGACUAUGUUGUGAGCCUCUCUUGCGCGGCCGAAGCUGCUGUUGGGCUGUGGCGCUCGUGGGUCAACACGCAGUAAGUAUGCCACGUACGAAGUCCUACCAUUCCAGCGCAUAGCGCCACCAAGACGGAGCUAAAGAGAAAACUCAAUCUAUAAUACAUGAAGUGUCAUUUUGAAUGCAUUUAUUGCAUACCACACGGAUU
Phytophthora nicotianae INRA-310 is the source of this 1026-nucleotide messenger RNA. RefSeq lists its product as hypothetical. Lineage: Eukaryota; Oomycota; Peronosporomycetes; Peronosporales; Peronosporaceae. The transcript is spliced from 5 exons. The record is from RefSeq and is a predicted model, not a curated record. Gene Ontology annotation, biological process: peroxisome fission. Gene Ontology annotation, cellular component: peroxisomal membrane. The coding region runs from base 98 to 676 and encodes 192 amino acids.